Messenger RNA from Aspergillus calidoustus, 2450 nucleotides. Lineage: Eukaryota; Fungi; Ascomycota; Eurotiomycetes; Eurotiales; Aspergillaceae. The record is from the annotation of a GenBank genome assembly.
AACCACGUUGCUCCCACGUUUUCUAUACUCCAUCUUCAAUGUCUGUGUUACUGAAUGAAUAUUCUAUAUGAAGACUCGCGCACCUGGAGCUUCAAGACAUCACAGAGGCCCUCAUUCUGCAUAUUGCUGGAUCUUGGAUAUGACGUCGUAUCUCUGGUCACCUGGGCGAGUUUGGGACAGCUCUUCUCAACUCACGGCUCCGUAUUAUCCCUAUGACCUCAGAUGAGCCGAAAGCACUCUCGGAUUGAUGGCAUGCCCUCUUCGUGCAGACCAGGCAUUCUACACUAACGGAAAACGAAACUUUGCUAGUUCAUGUUCCGAAAGUCACCUAAGUGGCGCCUAGCGCUGGAAUGUCCCAAAACUAACAAAGUUUUUCAAGGAUGCCAUUCAUGGUGGUGAGAUCGAUUAUGACUUUUGCAGUCUACCGGACUGGCUGGGAUUUGGCUCGAGGAUGAUGCUGGAAUCUGGUCGUGUAUUGCCCUCGUCUCUUCCGAGCCUGUCGUUGUAGGCUGUGGAAGUCAGUUCCGACAAGAGUCAUACUCGACAAACUUAGACGAACCCAAAAGUAUAUUCCAGAUGGUAGGCGUGGAAUCAACGUAUACAAACCUUCUCCUUUGUAUUUGCCUCUUCUUCCUUUUUCCUUCUCUCCUCCUCUGGCUCUCAUCGUCAUCCUUGCAGAUCUUCUACACCAUUAUAUCUGUUUUUUAUUCGUUCACCACCGAUCAUCAUCUAAAAUCUCAUCAUUCUAAUACUAAUAUUCCUUUAUUACGCUUCUCUCACUCCAGGUUUAGCCAAAGCACCAUCAGGUGGUCGGUCUAAGCAGUCAUCCGAUUAUUCGCUCACCGUGGGACUUGCCCCAUACCUGGAUCUUUAGUGGUUACACAUACAUCAUGUCGGCCGGUAACGAUUCUCUCGACUCCAGCUUCUUCACCUGGGCAGAAGAGAUGGAGGCGCAAGAAGCCUGGGCAGAGGAAAGGGGUGCACCAGAAGCCAGCAUCAAGAGUACAGCUCCUGCUGAUACUGUACCCUCCACCAACGAGGAUGAUCCACAGGCCGAAGAUAAACCGACAGCCAAAAAGAAGCAGACAGCGAGGGACAAGCUCCGCGAGUUCGAGUCCAAGGGCCAUGGCACGGUCUCCUUCGUCGCUUCUCUCGUGGCAGUCCGUGAAGAGUUUGAGUACCGAAAUGAACUCUUGGAUUUGCCUGGCGGCCAAAACAUUCACCAUUUCAACUGGUUUGGAGAACCUGUCUGCCAAAGCAGCCUCACGCCUCCAGAGAUCUCUCUCUGGUACAUGACGACACGGCCCAGAUUCGGCUUGAUGUCGUCGUCCGACAUAAUUCGAAAGACAGCCACUAAAAACAACGCAGAGAAAUGGGUAGAUCCUAUUGUCAUCCGUGUGGAUAACGGGGUGCGCUUGCCCCAAGACGCAGAUGGCCUGCUUCGCUUUGCAAAGAGCCGGACGCAAAAGAUGUACACUCCACACGGCCGGUGGCAGUCUGACAGGGAGGAUAGGCAAACUUUCUGUGACGAUGGCGAACCCUCGAUUUACAUGAAGACUGGGAUGAUGGUAGGAAAUGGCUUUAUUGAGGGCACGUCGAUCCGUACCAGAGCCAACUGGCUUCGGUACGGACAGCUCUUGAAUGCUGCUGAGCUAGAAGCCUUGAAAAUAGCUGAGAAGGGAGAGGAAAUACCUGCAUGGUAUCGUCGCGCACACGCGUCGGAGUUUAAGAGGCCCUCUCCGCUUAGCCGAUCAAUGACGCCGGAAGAUCUCGAAGAUGACUACAAAAAUACUGAUAACGCAGUCCAAGAUGGAGAUUCAUCAACCUGGGUUGCAGCAGACGAUGUCGAAACAGCUCCAGCCGAACCAACCUACCCCAGACGGUCUGCUUUGAGGCCGUCUAUCUUUACGAUUCCCAUCACCCCUCCGGCCCACGACUGCGACAGCUUGAAACCUGGAUGGUCCGCCAUCAAACGUUAAGCUUUCACCCAUACAGCGCGAUAUAAACAUCACUUAGAAUUAAUUAGGAGACCAUACUUCGGCUGCAUUCGUAUCCCGUUGUGUCAACAAGCGCGAUCAUGACCUCGCCAACGGCUUGAGCAGUGAUUCCGGACUUGCUCAAAGCUUUGCUUCUCCCCCAAGAUGUGACCACUAACAACGAUACCUUCUUUGUUCUUAAAGACAUGGGUUGCUCUUCUCCUUUUGACCGCAUACAACGAAACGAAACUCAUACGUUUACAUCUUUUCAUAAAGUUCAAAAUUCAGUCAACCCGAUGUCUUCGCCUAUAUGGACUGUAUCCUUUUUUGGAGCCCUUACACACAGAGAUCUGUGAUAUAUCUUGCACUCUCAUCAUACUUGAGACUUGGUGUAUGGCGUCUGGUAAUAGUAAGUUUGGAAGGUAGCUUAGAACUGUCUACGUAUUGGUGUCUGCUUGCUUCUCAAUGUUUAUU